Messenger RNA from Impatiens glandulifera, 1921 nucleotides. RefSeq names its product bifunctional riboflavin biosynthesis protein RIBA 1, chloroplastic-like. The record is from RefSeq and is a predicted model, not a curated record. Gene Ontology annotation, molecular function: 3,4-dihydroxy-2-butanone-4-phosphate synthase activity; GTP cyclohydrolase II activity. Gene Ontology annotation, biological process: riboflavin biosynthetic process. Gene Ontology annotation, cellular component: chloroplast. NCBI's taxonomy places the organism in Eukaryota, Viridiplantae, Streptophyta, Magnoliopsida, Ericales, Balsaminaceae. The transcript is spliced from 7 exons. The coding region runs from base 96 to 1646 and encodes 516 amino acids.
AACCCCUCUUCAAAUUCCUUUCUUCUUCUUCUUCCGAUAUUAUUAAGUCAUAAGCAGGACGCCAAAAAUUUCUAUUCUAUUCCAAGCAUCUGGAGAUGUCGUCUUCCAUCAACUUCUCCUGCCAUGUCGCCGGUUCUUCAACUUCAGAGGUAUUCAGAAACUCUCGAUUGUUCAGAGGAUUGCACUACAUGAAACCAUUUUCAUCCAAUGUCUCUCAGUGUAAUCUGUCCAUGAUCCAACUGGGAGGGAAGUCACUAAGCUUUUGUAGAACCAAAACUGAGUCAUCCAGUCCCAAUGUCUUUAAUGCUUCAGCGGAAAAUUCUCUUGUUGGUGAACCAUUGACUGAUGCAAUUCUGACCAGCAAUAGUUUUCCAAUCGAUGGUGAUGAUUUGGAUCAUCCAACAGGGGGAUUAUCGUCAAUAAUGGAGGCCAUUGAAGACAUUCGACAAGGAAAGAUGGUAGUGGUUGUAGACGACGAAGACAGGGAAAAUGAAGGUGAUUUAAUAAUGGCAGCAUCAAAGGUUACACCAGAAGCUAUGGCUUUCUUUGUUAAGCAUGGAACUGGUAUUGUUUGUGUCGGUAUGAAGGAGGAAGAUCUUGAGAGAUUGGAUCUUCCGCUCAUGGUAACACAAAACAGUGAGAAACUUUGUACUGCGUUCACCAUUUCAGUUGAUGCAAAGCACGGUACAACAACAGGUGUUUCAGCAAGUGAUAGAGCACUAACUAUAUUGGCUCUUGCGUCAAAAGAUUCGAAGCCUGAUGAUUUUAACCGUCCUGGUCAUAUAUUUCCAUUGAAGUACAAGGAAGGUGGAGUCUUAAAAAGAGCAGGACACACAGAAGCUUCUGUUGAUCUUGCUGUACUAGCUGGACUUGACCCGGUUGGAGUUGUAUGUGAAAUAGUUGACGAUGAUGGUUCAAUGGCUAGAUUACCCAGGCUUCAAGAAUUUGCAGAACUUCAUGAUCUGAAAGUUAUAUCAAUUGCUGAUCUUGUCAGGUAUAGAAGGAAAAGAGACAAACUUGUGGAGCAAGCCUCUGCUGCAAGGAUUCCUACAACAUGGGGACCAUUCACUGCCCACUGUUAUAGAUCGGUUUUAGAUGGAAUAGAGCAUAUUGCAAUGGUUAAGGGUGAAAUUGGAGACGGAGAGGACAUUCUUGUGCGGGUACACUCUGAAUGUCUGACUGGAGAUAUAUUUGGAUCAGCCAGGUGCGACUGUGGAAACCAACUGGCACUAGCAAUGCAACAGAUUGAGGCUGCUGGGAAAGGUGUAUUGGUUUAUCUUCGUGGGCACGAAGGGAGAGGCAUCGGAUUGGGUCACAAGCUUCGUGCUUAUAACUUACAGGAUGAUGGCUUUGACACUGUUGAAGCCAAUGAGGAACUUGGACUCCCUAUUGAUUCUAGAGAGUAUGGUAUUGGUGCUCAGAUAUUGAGGGAUCUAGGUGUUAGAACCAUGAAGCUGAUGACUAACAACCCUUUAAAGUAUGGAGGACUUAAGGGAUACGGUUUGGCUAUAUCUGGAAGGGUUGCACUUAUCACCCCUAUAACAAAAGAAAACAAGAGAUACAUUGAGGUGAAACGUGUCAAAAUGGGUCAUGUCUACGGCUUAGAAUCUGGGAAUCCCCUUACUGGGAUUAUCAAUAAAGAUUAGAUUUGAGGCAAGGCAGAGACUGGACAUUUUGAACUCUUUUCAUCUUCACAAAAUAAUCAAUGGAAUAAAGCGUUGUAUUAAGUUUAAUAAGAUAGUCAUUAAUUAUUCACAUUCAAAAUAUGUUCAAGAAUCAAGAGACAAAUUUUGUCCAGGCUAUCUGCCAUUGUUAAAAUUUGAAGCCAACUCUGCUCUUUACUUGAUCAAAGCUUCUUACUGUAUUUCACAUUGUUUGAUUAUUAUUCUCAUGUUAAAGUUUCUUCAGUUUUUAUAGAUAA